This is a messenger RNA of Rattus rattus (black rat), 1250 nucleotides long. It is a transcript of the gene Ndufaf1, whose product is annotated as NADH:ubiquinone oxidoreductase complex assembly factor 1. Gene Ontology annotation, biological process: mitochondrial electron transport, NADH to ubiquinone; mitochondrial respiratory chain complex I assembly. Bases 65 to 1051 code for a protein of 328 amino acids. The transcript is spliced from 4 exons. Lineage: Eukaryota; Metazoa; Chordata; Mammalia; Rodentia; Muridae. The record is from RefSeq and is a predicted model, not a curated record. Gene Ontology annotation, cellular component: mitochondrion.
UAAUUGUGCUGACUACUGAAGCUUGUUUUCUCAGCCCAGGCACGUUUUUUACUUUUUUCUUACAAUGGCUUCUAUUCACAAAUUACUGAGAGGUACUUAUAUUCAUAGAAACUUCCUGAGGCCAAGGGCUGCAGUACCUCCAUUUGUGGGUAAUCACUUUGUAGACUAUUCUUCCAGUAGUCUUCAGAAACAAGUGGCUUCUGCUAACAAAGUCUCCCAGCAGGGAAAGACUGAAGAAGGCUUACAAGGACAUGACCACAAAGAAGUUGCUUUGGAUGUACCUUCUUCUGACAGGACACCUGAGGUUAGUUUUGAUAAAGCAAUUAGAGAUGAAGCAAUGGAACAUUUUAGACGUUUGAAGGAUGAAAUUGUGGCUCAUGUGAGAGGUCCAGAUGGCCGCCCACUACAUGAGGUCAUAAUGGAACAAGCCAGGGUUGUCUGGCAGUUUCGUGAAAAAGAAGAUUUGGAUAAGUGGAUAGUGACUUCUGAUAAGACAAUUGGAGGUAGAAGUGAAAUAUUCUUGAAAAUGAGCAAGAACAACCGAAGUGCCCUGCUUUAUGGAACUCUGAGCUCUGAGGCGCCUCAGGAUGGGGAAAGUAACCAAAGUGGAUACUGUGCGAUGAUCUCCAGGAUUCCAAGGGGUGCUUUUGAGAGGAAGCUGUCUUAUGAUUGGUCCCAGUUCAAUACUCUGUAUCUCCGAGUCCGUGGGGAUGGCCGGCCUUGGAUGGUGAAUAUUAAGCAAGACACGGAGUUUAUCCAGAAGAAAAAUCAGAUGUACAGUUACUUCAUGUUCACCCGUGGGGGACCCUACUGGCAGGAAGUCAAGAUUCCUUUCUCCAAAUUUUUCUUUUCAAAUCAAGGAAGGAUACGAGAUGUACAGGGCCCACUGAUACUGGACAAGAUCUCUUCUAUAGGAUUCACUCUGUCUGAUAAGGUGGAUGGACCAUUCUUUCUGGAAAUAGAUUUCAUUGGUGUAUUUACUGAUCCAGCCCAUACAGAAGAAUUUGCUUAUGAGAAUUCUCCAGUUCUUAACCCAAGACUUUUCAAAUAGAGAACUGGGGACAGAUUUGAGUAAAACUAGAGUGAGUAGUGGUGAUAAAUAAAACACGCAAAACCUUUCUGUCUGCCCCGCCCCGCUCAGUACUUACUUAAGACAGGAAGUACAGCAUGGCCUCUCAGUGAGUCUCCUGGAAGAUCUUCUGAGCUCUUACGUAAAGCUAAAAUAAAAGGAAGCAUACUGAAAACAGAAA